Lecanosticta acicola is the source of this 1011-nucleotide messenger RNA. NCBI's taxonomy places the organism in Eukaryota, Fungi, Ascomycota, Dothideomycetes, Mycosphaerellales, Mycosphaerellaceae. The record is from the annotation of a GenBank genome assembly.
AUGGCCGACAAGCAACUAGAGAAAGAUGUCUCCUCAAUUCCAGACCCCGAAGAGGACGACCUCGAUGAUCUAGACGACGUUCUAGACGAGUUUCAAUCGCAACCAAAGCCCACUGCUUCAACCGCUCCCACCCCAUCAGGACCCGGUAGACCGCCCUCCCAGAGCAAAGAUGGCCCCGCAACAGGCUCCAAAGAAGAGGAAGACCUCGCCGCACAACUGCAAUCAGGCAUGCAGAACCUCAUGUCCGAGCUAGACUCCAAUCCACAGAUGCAAGCCGAAUUUGAGAAGAUGAUGCAGGAACUCGUAGCGGCCAGUAGCGGGGGCUCGAACCAAGAAGCUGGGGAACACCUGAAAGCGGCAGCAGCAGCGGUACCACAACCGACCGAGAGCUCGAAACCGAAAGCAUCGGGAGGAGCAAGCAGUAGCAAAAAGGGAGGCGGCGGCGGCGAGGACUUCAACGAGACCAUACGCAGAACCAUGGAACGAAUGCAAGCCUCCGACACCAAAGCUUCCACCUCCCAAUCCCAGCCUUCCAAUUCUGAAGACGAACUCCUAGCGCAAAUGAUGAAAGAGUUGAGCGGUGAAGGUGGAGAUGGAGAUUUCAAUUCCAUGCUCAUGAAUAUGAUGGCACACCUUACGAAUAAAGAAAUUCUCUACGAUCCCAUGAAAGAACUGCACGAUAAGUUUCCGGAUUGGAUGAGUAAGAAUAAGGAUAGUUGUAGCAAGGAGGACCUGAAGCGGUAUGAGGAACAGCAGAAGCUGGUAGGGGAGAUCGUGGCGAGGUUUGAGAGGAAGGGGUAUUCGGAUGAGAAUGAGGAGGAUCGGGAGUAUAUUGUGGAGAGGAUGCAAAAGGUGAGUUCAUGACAUAUGACGGUUUCCUGGCUUGCAGUAGUCGCUAACAGAGGCUGUCAGAUGCAAUCUCAAGGCUCUCCGCCUUCAGAUCUGGUAGGCGAUAUGAGCGCCGCGCAGGAAGCGCUUGGAGAUCUAGAUGGCGGGUGCCCGACACAAUAA